AAACCGAACAUCAGGCGCUACAGCACUGCACUUAAAUUACCCGCCUGUAAUUUCAUACCUCGUAAAUAUGAGGGGCCUAGUUAUCAAGCGACGGAUAAGAUAAAAUCUGUUAAUUUUCCUCCAGUUGUGAAACAUUUAUAUAAGAAACCUCUACUUAUUAACCAAGGUCACAUGCAAUGGUUAUUUGAUCACGAGGGCAAGAGAUAUUUGGAUCUUUUUGGAGGAAUUGUCACAGUUUCCGUGGGACAUUGCCAUCCAAAGGUAGUGGGAGCCUUGCAAGAUCAAAUCGGCAAACUUUGGCACACAACCAGUAUUUACCGUCAACCGAAGAUUUACGAAUAUGUUGACAAAUUAGCCUCAAAGUUUCCUGGGGAUUUGAAGGUAAUAUACUUAGUAAACAGCGGCACAGAGGCCAACGAUUUAGCAACACUACUGGCUAAAGUGUACACAGGAAAUAAUGACAUCAUUUCGUUACAAAGCUCGUACCACGGAUACUCCAGCGGACUUAUGGGACUGACGGCAUCGCAAGCAUAUCGUAUGCCUAUACCGGUACCAAGUGGAUUCUAUCAUACAAUGCUACCAGAUCCCUACAGAGGAAUUUGGGGAGGUUGUAGAGAUUCUUUGUCCCAGGUGCAAGGAGCGUGUUCCUGUUCCGGAGAUUGUAUCACUGCUGACAAAUAUGUGCAUCAACUUGAAGAGCUUCUAGGUAACUCAGUUCCAGCUGGAAAAGUUGCAGCGUUGUUCGCAGAAUCAAUACAGGGCGUUAAUGGAACCGUACAGUUCCCUAAAGGAUAUUUGAAGAAAGCACAUGCUUUAGUAAAAAAAUAUGGCGGCCUUUUAGUUUCUGAUGAGGUUCAAUCAGGCUUUGGCCGUACUGGAGACCACUUUUGGGGCUUCGAAGGUCACGGUGUUGUCCCGGAUAUUGUCACAAUGGCUAAAGGCAUUGGCAACGGUUUCCCAUUGGCUGCAGUGGUUACUACAGAGAAGAUUGCCGCUGUACACGCACAAGCUACGUACUUUAAUACCUUUGGAGGGAAUCCACUCGCUGCAACUGUUGGGAAAACUGUUUUAGAGGUAAUAGAAGAGGAGAACCUACAACAAAAUUGCAAAACCCUUGGCAAAUAUUUCAUAGAACAAUUAAUGGAUCUGCAAAAAGCACACUCCCUUGUCGGAGACGUUAGAGGCAAAGGUCUAAUGUUGGGUGUGGAACUUGUUAAACCGGGUACUAAGCAGCCGUUGCCCAGAAAUGAUGUGAUGGAUAUUUUAGAGCUUUUAAAGGAUAACGGUACUCUGAUGGGCGUUGGAGGUCGAUGGGGAAACACGUUGAGGAUUAAACCGCCAAUGUGCAUCAAUAAGCAAGACUUUUCAUCUAAAGUGAUAAAUUGUGAAGCGUCUAAAGAGCCCAUUGUGGAGUAUGGAAAGACAAUAAAGUUUGAAGGGUAUGCAGUUACUUUAGAAAACACCAUUUUAUUUCCAGCAGGUGGUGGACAGCCCCACGACCUUGGCUAUUUGGACAACAAGGAGGUCCUUCAAGUGCUUCGCAAAGGCCAUGAGGCAUUGCACUUUACCAAGGAGCCAAUAGAAGUAGGCAAAGUUGUGUCUCAAAAGAUAAACUGGGAAAGAAGGUUCGACCACAUGCAACAGCAUUCUGGUCAACAUCUCCUCUCGGCAAUUUUAGAAAAGGAGUAUAGUCUCCCCACAACUAGCUGGUGGCUGGGCGCAGACGAAAGCUACGUGGAAUUGGACUCAACGUGCGUUACCAAUGACGUCAUAACACGAGCUGAGUCUCGGUGCAAUGACUUGAUUAGAGAUGCUGUGCCUGUAGUUGUCAAGUUUUGUAAGAUUGACGACCCGGACCUUGACCAGGCACACACCAGAGGAUUACCAAAAGAUUGCAUGAACACAGUUAGAAUUAUAUGCAUCGGUGACAUUGAUGAGAACAUGUGUUGUGGAACUCACGUUUCGAAUUUAAGCCAACUGCAAAUGAUUAAGAUAACAGGUGUGGAGCCGGGGAAGAAAGGAAAGACCAACUUGAAAUUCUUGGUUGGCAAUCGCGUUACGAAAACGCUUCAGAAAAUGCUCGACAGGGAGAAGGCGCUGACUGGCUUGUUGAAAAACGAACCAACCAAACACGAAGAACUAGUGCAAAAACUACAAAAGAACCUCAAAAUAACCAACAAAAACUUACAAAACGUUCUGUCCGAGCUGGCUCAGUAUGAAGUGGACAAAGUAAAAACGGCACAACCUAAACCAAAGUUCGUUUUCAUGUUAAAAAAAGAAGCAACUCCUGAAUUUAAUCGGCUUAUAUGCAAAGGUUUGGAGGGGGAGGGCAUGCCACAACAGAUAUCGAACCCUACGGUGCUGCUUUUGGACUGUUCCAUCGCGUAUCAGAGGGUGGAAGGGAAAUUAACGUCUCUAGAACCAGUGCUGUUGCAGGAGUAUAUCGUCUCUAUCUCUGGUUAUACGCCUUCCCUCCGGAGGUACCACGUGCAGGGCCCCUCGCAGGAGCAGGAGUACCUGGCGCGCUGCGCGCUGCGGCUGGCGGCGCUGCGCGCGCGCGUGGUGCUGGUGCGCGGGUCGGUGGCGCGCGCGGUGCAGGACGCGCUGCGCGCCGACGGCGUGGCGCUGGCCGCGGCCGUGCGCGAGCGCGCGCUGCGCCGCGCCGCCAAGGCCUCGGGCGCCGACGUGGCCGCGUCCGUGGACGCGCGCAUCGCCGCGCCGCGCCUGGGCAGCUGCCGCAGCUUCUACGUGCGCAGCUGUGAGUCGCCCCUGUCCGCGCCCGCCCCGCCGUUGGCCAACGGCAAUACGGAAAAUCAUCUUAGCAUCUCAUCUGUCUGUGAGAGACCAGAGUGGGCGGCGCGACAACCCCUUGACACCUGGGCAUACGCAUAA
This is a messenger RNA of Hyposmocoma kahamanoa, 2892 nucleotides long. RefSeq lists its product as uncharacterized. Gene Ontology annotation, biological process: glyoxylate catabolic process; tRNA aminoacylation. Bases 172 to 2892 code for a protein of 906 amino acids. The transcript is spliced from 18 exons. Gene Ontology annotation, molecular function: L-alanine:glyoxylate transaminase activity; pyridoxal phosphate binding; ATP binding. The record is from RefSeq and is a predicted model, not a curated record. Lineage: Eukaryota; Metazoa; Arthropoda; Insecta; Lepidoptera; Cosmopterigidae. Gene Ontology annotation, cellular component: mitochondrion.